Molecule: messenger RNA, 2323 nt
Organism: Myotis davidii
Lineage: Eukaryota; Metazoa; Chordata; Mammalia; Chiroptera; Vespertilionidae
Gene: ADGRE3
Product: adhesion G protein-coupled receptor E3
Exons: 15
Coding region: 143-2002 (619 amino acids)
Biological process (GO): adenylate cyclase-activating G protein-coupled receptor signaling pathway; cell surface receptor signaling pathway
Cellular component (GO): membrane
Molecular function (GO): calcium ion binding; G protein-coupled receptor activity
Source: RefSeq, a predicted model, not a curated record
UGUUUGCUUUUAGUACCCACAGUGUAUACAAUGUGGAGACAGAACAAUGAAUAAAAAGAAGUCUUUUGAAGUAAACACUCAAGUGGGGAGAAACAGCAUGAUGGUCACCAUUUCAUUCUGAUUAUAAGCACAUCAACACAAAAUGAACAAGAUCAUUUCAGGUGCCUGUCCUCCGUGCCCCCAAAAUGCUGUUUGUGUCGAUGGCACAAACUGUACCUGCAACUCUGGAUACACCUCCCAAUCUGGGAAGAAAUUCUUCACAUACCCCUUGGAGAUAUGUCAAGAUACUGAUGAAUGUAAGCCUCCCAUUAGUGUAUAUUGUGGACUAAAUGCUGAAUGCCAGAAUGUUCCAGGAAGUUUCUACUGUCAGUGUGAUGCUGGAUAUAAACUCCUCUCUGGGAAUACACAGUUCAAGAAUUCCAAUGAGAACACUUGUCAGAAUAUCACCUCCUCAAGCACAACCAAAGGCAAUAAAGAGCUACAACGAGUUGUUGAAAAUUUCGAGUCACUUCUCGCCAACACGACUCUGUGGGAAUCAAGAGAGGAGAGAGAAGUUGCAUCCAAGGCCACAUCUGUUCUCCAGAUUAUGGAAUCCAAUGUUCUAAAAACUGCCUUGAAUGCCCCAGACCAAGAAAUCCAGAAACUUCAAAACAAUACUGUGGCUGUUGAAACUCGAGUUGUUACAGACAAUUGCUCCAAGGAAAGAAACAUCUUCAACUUGAACGCCCAAAUGAACUCACUGGACAUCCAUUGCAAUGACAUCAUCCAGGGAAACCUACAAGGUCCCAGUGCAGUUGUCUUUAUUUCAUACUCUUCUCUUGGAAAUAUCAUAAAUGCAACUUUUUUUGUCGAGAUGAAUGAGGAAGAUCGAGUUUACCUGAACUCCCAGGUAGUCAGCGCUGCUAUUGGACCCAAAAGGAACACAUCUCUCUCCAGGCCUGUGAUUCUGAGUUUUCAGCACCUGAAGAUGAAACCCCUGAGCAAGAAGGUCUUCUGUGUCUUCUGGAAGAGCACUGGGGAGGACAGCCACUGGUCCAGGGACGGCUGCUUCCUGGUACAGGUGAACAAGAGUCAUACCACAUGCAGAUGCACUCACUUGUCCAGUUUCGCUGUCCUCAUGGCCUUCACCAGCCAGGAAAAGGAUCCCGCCCUGGCUGUGAUCACCUACGUGGGGCUGAGCCUCUCUCUGCUGUGCCUCCUCCUGGCGGCCCUCACCUUCCUGCUGUGCAAAGCCAUCCAGAACACCAGCACCUCACUCCACCUGCAGCUCUCAGUCUGCCUCUUCCUGGCCCACCUGCUCUUCCUCACGGCCAUCGACAGAACUGAGAACAAGGUGCUGUGCGCCAUCAUCGCGGGCGCCUUACACUACCUCUACCUGGCCUCCUUCACCUGGAUGCUGCUGGAGGGCCUGCACCUCUUCCUCACCGCGCGCAACCUGACGGUGGUCAACUACUCCAGCAUGAGCAGAUUCAUGAAGUGGCUCAUGUUCCCGGUCGGCUAUGGAGUCCCAGCUGUAAUCGUGGCCAUUUCCGCAGCAUCCAGGCCUCACCUUUAUGGAACACCUGAACAUUGCUGGCUCCACCUGAAACAAGGAUUCAUCUGGGGUUUCCUUGGCCCCGUCUGUGUCAUUAUCUGCGUGAACUUAGUAUUUUUUAUCUUGGUCCUUUGGCUUUUGAAAAAGAAAUUCUCCUCCCUCAACAGUGAAGUGUCAACCAUCCAGAAUACAAGGAUGCUGACACUGAAAGCAGCAGCCCUGGUCCUCAUCCUUGGCUGCACGUGGUGUCUGGGCAUCUUGCAGGUGGGCCCAGCUCAGCGGGUCAUGGGCUACCUCUUCACCAUCAUCAAUAGCCUUCAGGGUGUCUUCAUUUUCCUGGUCUACUGCCUCCUCAGCCAGCAGGUUCGAAAGUGGUUUGGAAACAUCAUGAAACCUAAAUCUGAAUCUGAGACUUAUACACUUUCCAGCAGGUUUGGCCCUGACUCAAAACACAGUGCGGACAAGUGAAGAGAAAAUAUUAAAACUAGAACUUUCAACUUCACAUGGAAAGUCAUAUCCAUGGAUCUGGUUGGCAUUAUGAAGAAUGAAGCUGAGGACAAAAGGAAUCAUUAUACACAACAUCCCUAGAGAAGAAAUGUUUAACCUGUACUUCCUGAAGUGUUUGUUCUGCAUAAUGGGCUCUCGAUAAAUGAGUGUUGAGUUGGAUUUCUCUUAUUCAACCAAUGCUUGUCCCUGGUUACCCAAAUCAUGGCUGUUGCAAAUACUUCUUGUAAAUGAGGAGGUCCCUUUCAUGGCCUUGUCUCAAGUUAAACUUGUUCUUUAAACUCA